GGCACUUAUGAUGAAAUACAGUAAGCUCCUUACAGAAAUAGUCUGAACUACGUUGAUUUCUUCAUGUUCUGUGAAUCUUGUGGUUCACCUAAACCAAUUUCGCAAAGUGUAAGGGCUUUUGAGUGAUUACUUAUGUAACACUCUAUUAAAAUAACUAUGUAGCAUCUAGGAAACGACGCAAACGACCUAAGUUAUCAGUGCAGCCUGCAUUAACGGCACAUCAGUUGCAUAAAGUGGUGGGCCGUUGCACAACUAUACGCGUUCACUCUCGUUUGUCCCGCGCCAUUGUCGCGCACGCGCACUGGGAACGUUCCCGCGUAAACAGGGCAAAAAGCGCGGGAAAACGCGCCUAAACAAUAACGGCCGACAUAAUGCUCCGAAUGUUAUCUUGCGUUUACAACAUUGCGCAUAUUCUCAGCUCCUCUACUCCGUUCCGAGUCAAUGGCGCAAUCCUUAGAAUAGCCAAUAAACUUUUCAAGAUGAUAGUUAAAAGGUCAAAUACUCAGUUAACUAACUUCAUUUUAUUUUCAAAAUAUUAGAUAUUGUUGGAAAAUUUUCGUGAAUUUUCUUGAUAAUAUCUAAAAAAUGCUCAAAGCAAAUUUUAAGUUCAUAAAUUGAAAAUUGAAUUGAUGGAUUCUUGUUUGUUUUUGCAGUCAAGCAUUAUCAAAUAACUCUGUUGACCGUACUAUUUUGUAAAUAUUUAAGAACAAACGGAAACGCACAAAUACAACUUCUCUUUAAGUAUUGCACAUUUUACAGAAAGAAUUUUGCAUCAAUUCGAAUCGCAAACACAAAACAACAAACAAAUAACCGCAUUGCAAUCCAUGUGUUCAUUCACACAGUGCUGCAAUUGUUUUUGUGGUGAUUAGAUCUGCAGGUACAACUGCUUUCUUAAAGUUAUUGCUGAGGCCAGUCCAAGUACCAGUAUAACAGUAUAGUGAAUUCAAGAAAUUGUGGCGAAAUAUUCGCCCAGAGGACUUCAAAUGUAGCCUCAUCCUAACUUCAUACUUAGUGUUGGAGACAUAAAAAUGGUCAAUGGAAAUUAUAUAGUUUAUGGUGACCGGCCAGCGUCCGAUUCCGAAAUCGUCGAUGACCAUGUACACACACGGACAUCGGAACGCAAAGUCAAAAGGAAACCAAACCGAACGGCUAAUGAACUACAACACUCCCUGAGCUUAGCGCAGAUCGACAAUGAGACUGACUCAAUCAAAUACGAGAAAAGGGUGAAAGAACCAAGAUUACUGCGCUAUGUCCCAACAACAGAUGUUGAAGAAAAUUAUAUUUCCGAAAAAUUCGAGACUUACGAUAUGAAGCCAACGGAAGAACGACCGAGACGAUACGCUUUUACAAAGAAACCUAAAAAUCCAGCGGAUGGUUCUGUGAACUAUGCACAUUCUAGAUCGAGCAGUAGCUGCAGUUCUCCGAAUGGCAACCUUCCCACGAUAUCGGAGCACGGCGAGCAGUACGGCACGUACAGAGUCCGCACCACCAGCCCGCAGUACGUCAGUGAAGUCAUCCCAACCUACGAGAACAAACUAGAAAAAUAUUUCGCGAAGCCUAGGGAAGUAAAGAAAUUCGCUGCCAAGGGUUCACAUCCGGACAGCCUGUACAGGGUGCCAGUGGACGAGGAAGUGGGCUCCAGCAAGCUGGUGAGGGUGCUGCGUGUGAUGAGGUGGCCGAUAGCACUAUUCCUCGUGUGCGUCGCUUUGGCUGUGUUCGUGUACUUCCUCAUGCCCGAUAAUUUGGACUCUGAUCAAGACAAAGUGAACUCUACACACUGGCAAUCAGACCCGGUGGCUGUAGAAGCAGUUCAUUUUCGAGGUCCUUUUGUGACAGAAGCACCCACGUUGGCACCCACGAUUGCACUGAGGCAUAGAAAGAAAGGGAACCAGCCGUCACCACAUCCUGCAACUACAAAACCAAAAGGCACAAAGAUAUCGGAAAUUGAUUUCUACGACCCAGUCAUUGAUAAAAAUGAAGUUUCCUCACCAGCUACAUCCGGGCCUGUAGUUCCGACGAGGAAGCUACCGGUACCUCCAGUAUUUCCCAGCUUAAUCACGCCAGAAGUACAAUACGGUAAUGAAAGAGUUGAUGUAGAUAAAUUAAGAAUACCAAAAGUAUUAGACGAAAAGAACUUGGAACAAGAAGAUUCCACCCUAAAGCCUCAUAUUACCCAAAAACCUGAAAAACCAUUAGCAGUCUCAUUUAAAGAUGCUAUUACUAUUACAAGCCCUAGUACAGAGACUGUAUUUAAAGCAGAAACUAACAAUGAUCUGACGAAUUAUGGAGAAAAGUACACUACAAUUGUUGAUGAGGCACCAAUUAAGACACAACUACCUAUUUACAAAGAUCAUCGCCCGUUAUAUAUUCAAGAAUACAAGAGUAAUGUUAAUAAUAAACAAAAACAAAUAGUACCUGAAGUCCCGAGAUACUACGGUCAGCAGCCUUUGGACUACGAUGUUAAUUUUACCUCUGGUCAUUCAAAAAUAUUUGGGCUCUCCAUUGAAGACGCAGGCAAAAUGAGGUCCACCACUCAAAGCUCGGUGUACAAUACUCGGGUCUCGCCCACUUUACCGACUUGGAAGAACAAAGACGACACCACGACUAAAAAGUACCCUGUUAAUGUUAAUUCUGAAGCUCCCCUAUGUCGUUCAACGCGUUUGGCGUUGUGCCGCGGAGUUUUGCCGUACGACUUGGCAGGCGCUCCGGCCAAGAUCAACAACGUGGAGGUGACGGUUCUCCUGCCGCAGAUCGAGUAUCUGGCUGCCACCAACUGCAGUCAGCGACUGCAAGAGUUCGCCUGCGCGCUGCUCGAGCCCGAAUGCAGCCCGUUCCCGGACCCUGGACAACUUCCGUGCCAGAGCCUGUGCAGAGCCAUCGUGGACAGUUGUGAAAGCCUGAUUCCCCAAGAGCUGGCCGCCAUGUUCAACUGCGAGCAGUUCGCCCGGACGGAGUGUGUCACCGCUAAGGCUCCGUGUAACAAGCGGGAGUUCCCCUGCGCAGACGGCUCAUGCAUGCCCCGGGACUGGAUCUGCGACGGGAACCAGGACUGCCCCAGCGGCGAGGAUGAGAGACAAUGCGCCUUGUGUGCAUUGACUGAGUACAAGUGUCGUACUGGCGGCUGCAUCCUCAAGCGGUGGCUGUGCGACGGAUACGUCGACUGCGCAGGCGGCGAGGACGAGGCGGACGAGACGUGUGAGAGCCUCAAGCAGGAGGGAGCCACUGCCGCCGACCUCGGCGAGCACGCCUCCGCGUCCGCGCCCGCGCCCGCCGUGCGCCGCCCCAGCCGCAUGCCGUCCAAGCACUGGACAGGAGAUAAUUCUAAUGAUAGCAGCAAAGAGUUGUUGAUCACAAGCGACAGCAACAGCGCUUUGAAGAGAAACUUUACUCGCAGACCAUCACCCUCUCGGCUGACGCCUUAUUCCAGGCCUAUGCUCAAAACUAAAACUACUACAUUAAAACCCAUGAAACUAAUUGAAAUGCCGGAAUAUAUCACCACUACCGGCAUACCUCAACAAAAUAAAGUAGAUGCAGAAAAGUCAAAGACCAAUGAUUCUUUAGAAGUCAUAGAACUAAGUGACGUGUUUCUCGAUUUCGAAGAGUUAAAUAAAGAAGAGAAGAAAGGAAAAGUUCCAAGCCAAAUGAAGAAAGCGGGCGCGAUGGUGCCGGGCCCAGAGGAAGUGGAGGAGCCCGUAUCCGUGUCCACUCAUGUCGAUAAAACUUCUAACACGUUAAAUAGAUUCAUCAAUGGUGCUGAUUUGAUGAAGAAAACUAAAGAUGUGGAGAUCGAAGCAACUGAGCCUGAAUCUCUGGAGGCGAACAGCACCUUCAUGGAAAAAGACGAGAACCCAGGAUCGCUGACCUCCCACUCGUCCCCUUGUCCCAACGGGGAGCUGCGCUGCGUGGACGGCCGCUGCAUCACGCUGGAGCAGCUCUGCGACGGAACCAUCGACUGCUCCGACCACGCAGACGAGGACAAUUGCUAUGCGUGAUAAUUAUAUUAUGACACAUUGAGUUAAGUUAUUGUUCUAAUGUGUGUUAAAAUUAUUUUGAGAAACAAGGAAGCCAACAAAAAUGUUUUUCUGCUCGAAAGAGAAAAUGUCUGUAAAAAGAAAAAAUAAUCAAUCUCAAAAUGUAGAUACAGAAGUAGAUAAGUCCCCCCAUAUAAAAUUAAUUGUUUCAAAGUAUUAGGUUGGAGCCUACAAUUUAUGGUUUCUUGAUGUUUUUAGGGCUUUAUCUUAACAGAAUCUUGUCACUUUUUGAAUCUCGCAAAAUUUUAACAAAUUUUGAUGUAGAUAUUAUUUUAAAUUUUACAGUGUAUCUAUAAAUUAUAAUUUAGUUAAAUUAAUGUAUAACGCUGUGAUAAAGCAAUGCAUAAUUAUAAUAUCCAUUCUUUACAUAAUUUUUCUUUGCCUUUUUUGUACACGAAGUUACUAACUACGUAGGUAUUUUAAAAUAAGUAUUUUAUGAGAAUAUAUGGCGCAAGCCUUUAAUCUAUGGUUGUAUUUAAUUUAAGAUAAGACAUUUACGAAUACUUUUCUCGAUUAUUAAUGUAUACAAUACUCAAAUGAAGUAGACUUUCAUGCAAAAUUAUAUACUCAUUAUUAUCAUAGUUAGGUAAAGCUAUUCGAACUACGCAUUUGUAAAUAUAGUGAAAGUAAGUACUAGACAUAUUAUUAUUUAUAUGCCAUUAGGUAAUGAUAAAUUAGGUUGUAACAUUAACGGUUUUAAUUAAAGGUGAAAAUUAAUUCGUAUCCUGCGUACAUUAAAAAAUAUAUGUAGGUAGAAACGGUAGAUAUUGUACUAUCAUCGGUCAAAAUAAAGAAUUUCCAGGUAUUUUUUUCUGUUUCAAAUAGUAUAACUUUUAAGAUUUCUGUUAUGUUAUAAAAAUAAUUUAAUGUCAACAAGUUUAACAAAUAUUGCAGGUUAAGAUCCUGGUAAUGAUAAUUAGUAAAAAUCCCAGAUUAAAUUACGAGGGCCUAUUUUGAGAUCUCACAGAUGAUUAAAAAAUCCUGUAAAAUAAGCCUAUGUUCCAAAUUGAUAAGCAAACAAAGUUAGUCCACUUACUGGCAUAUUGCUUUUAUAUUGUUCGUUAAAAAAGAUAACUUGUGUAUAGAAACUUAUAGAUAGCUAUAAGAACAUACAUAUUUUAUGUUUAGUUCGCUGAUAUCCAAAGUAACGUCAUAAUAAUAAAACUUUAUGUCCGUGCUGAAUACGACGGAAAUCUUUUCAUAAUUUUCCUUUAUCAUUCCUUUAUGAACGUAAUAAUUAUAUAUUAAUAAUAAGUAAGCAAGUAAGUAAUAUUAUUAAGCUUUUUUUACUGAUAAUGACAUGUUAAUGAAUAAAAAAUAU
This is a messenger RNA of Plodia interpunctella (Indianmeal moth), 5352 nucleotides long. RefSeq lists its product as uncharacterized. Lineage: Eukaryota; Metazoa; Arthropoda; Insecta; Lepidoptera; Pyralidae. Gene Ontology annotation, cellular component: plasma membrane. The record is from RefSeq and is a predicted model, not a curated record. Gene Ontology annotation, molecular function: protein binding. The coding region runs from base 1029 to 3992 and encodes 987 amino acids. The transcript has 9 exons.